AUGCGUCAUAUGUCUCAUCAUGUGACCGUAGCAGCAGCUUCAACAUCUUCAACCAAUAUGAAUGUAUCAAUGGUUAUACGACCAUCAAUUACAUCAACCAAUAGCAGUAGUAAUAAUAAAAUGUUAACAACUACAGAUGAAAUACCACUUGAUUUAACACUUCGAAAAUCCAAUCAAAAAUUCGCAGAAAAAAGAAAUCAAGAAAAUGAGAAUAGUGGUAAGGUGAAGAGGUCAAGGACGGAUAAUAGUGGUCAUUUGUUAAAUCAGAUUAUUAAUGAUGUUGCUGCUACUACUACUACUACUACUACUACUUCUACUACUGGUAUUGCUACUUCUCCUGCAAUAGUACCAUUUUCAACAAGUAAUAAUCCAUCAACAUAUUUGCUGAGAAAAGAAAUGAAUUGGAUGUUGGAAGAAUCUGCAUCAAUGAAAUGUUUCACAAAUGGUGGUAGAGAUGCGACAACAAUUGCGACAACAACAACAACAGCGGCAGCAGCAGGUGCUACCGCAGCUGUUGUUGCUAGUGCUAACGUAAAUAACGCAAAUGUUAACGUAAAUAACGGUAGUUCAGCGACGGGUUUUCAUUUGGCACGAUUAUUAUUAGCACAGCUGCAAGCUCAUCGUGAUGCUUCAUCAAUGUUAUCAUGA
This is a messenger RNA of Loa loa (African eye worm), 648 nucleotides long. RefSeq lists its product as hypothetical. Lineage: Eukaryota; Metazoa; Nematoda; Chromadorea; Rhabditida; Onchocercidae. The record is from RefSeq and is a predicted model, not a curated record. The transcript is spliced from 3 exons. Bases 1 to 648 code for a protein of 215 amino acids.